CUGGAGGACAAAAGCUGCUCAUAGUUCGUUCGGUGCGCGACCGUUAGACAUUGGGUCAUGACUGGUGUGCGUAGUGUUAGUGCGUUGCAUUUAUGAUGUUUUUGCAUUAAUUAUGAGUGAAGUGUAGUGAUCAGUGAAUUGUUUAUCGACUAAUGUGAAUCAGUGAUAUUGGAUUAAGUCGCUUCAUCACAAUGAGGCGAUGUUUGGAUUAUAAUCUACUGCCUCUUAUUAUAGUUGGGUUCAUUAUUGUAUUGGAGCUACCCGCCAGUGUUUCAGGCCUAGUGUCUUGUUCCCCCAACCCCUGCAAGAAUGGCGGCUCUUGUGUCUCCUCGCCUCGGGGGGAGUCUUACUGCAAUUGUACAUCGAUGUACGUGGGCGAGUACUGCCAGCAUCCCAACCCCUGCCACACCGGACCCGGUCCGCGCUGCCAGAAUGGCGGGACUUGUAACGUUCGCAUCUCACCCACCCACGGUAGUCCGAGCUUCUGGUGUACUUGUCCCAUCGGUUACUCGGCCUCUCUGUGCGAGAUCCCCAUCGCCAACUCGUGUGACUCGGACCCUUGCCACAACGGUGGCACGUGCUCGCUGACCGCGCUCGACAAGUACACCUGCACCUGCGCGCCGGGCUUUACAGGGACGCAUUGCGAACUGAAGGACUACUGCGCGUCCAUGCCGUGUCGCAACGGCGCGACCUGCGUGUCCCUGGAGGACUCGUACAAGUGCAACUGUGCGGUGGGCUUCCACGGAGCCACGUGCAGCGAGGACAUUGUCGAGUGUCUCAACAAUCCUAGCCCUUGUGUACACGGCAAGUGUCGCAACACGCAUGGAUCCUAUACAUGCACCUGUGAGCCGGGGUACACGGGCAAGAACUGCGAGAGCGAGUACAUCCCGUGCGACCCGUCGCCCUGCCUCAACGACGGCGCUUGCAAGCAGAUCGACAAUCUCAACUACGAGUGUCAAUGCGUUACAGGUUAUCGCGGCAAGAAUUGCGAGGAGAACAUCGACGAUUGCCCCGGCAACCUGUGUCAGAACGGCGCGACCUGUGUGGACCUCAUCAACCGCUACAACUGCCAGUGUCCGCCCACGUACACCGGGGAGUUCUGCGAACACGACGUGGACGAGUGCUCUCUCAGGCCAUCGGUGUGUCACAACGGCGCCACCUGCACCAACUCCAUCGGUGGCUUCUCCUGCAUCUGUGUCAACGGCUGGACCGGGCCCGACUGUUCCUCCAACAUCGACGACUGCGCGGGAGCCGCUUGUUUCAACGGGGCGACUUGCAUCGACCGAGUCGGUAGCUUCUAUUGCCAGUGCACUUCCGGCAAAACUGGACUCUUGUGCCACCUUGACGAUGCCUGCACCUCUAACCCUUGUCAUGCUGACGCGAUCUGCGACACCAGUCCCAUCAACGGGUCCUACACUUGUUCCUGUGCCAGCGGCUACAAGGGCGUGGACUGCUCUGAGGAUAUCGACGAGUGCGAGCAAGGAUCACCCUGUGAACACGAUGGAAUAUGCGUCAACACGCCCGGCUCAUUCGCCUGCAACUGCACGCAAGGAUUCACAGGUCCGCGCUGCGAGACCAACGUCAACGAGUGUGAGAGCCACCCCUGUCAGAACGAUGGCUCCUGUCUGGACGAUCCGGGGACUUUUCGCUGUGUCUGCAUGCCAGGUUUCACAGGGACUCAGUGUGAGAUAGACAUAGACGAGUGUCAGAUCAAUCCUUGCCUCAAUGGAGGUAUCUGCAAUGAUCUGAUCAACACGUUCAAGUGUGCAUGCCCGAUUGGCUUUACCGGGUCCCGCUGCCAGACCAACAUCGAUGACUGUGUGAGCAGCCCGUGUCGCAAUGGUGGUAUAUGUAGAGACUCCAUCGCAGGCUACAGCUGCGAGUGUCCCCCGGGCUUUACAGGUCUGAGCUGUGAAACAAACAUCAAUGACUGUCAGUCAUCACCAUGUCACCACGGAGACUGUAUCGACGGAGAGAACUCGUUCACUUGCCAGUGCCAUCCUGGCUACACCGGCUACCUGUGCCAAUCUCAGAUGGAUGAGUGUGCCAGCAACCCUUGCCAAUAUGGAGGUCACUGCGAAGAUCUGAUCAAUGGCUAUCAGUGUCGCUGUCGCCCGGGCACCUCCGGACCCAACUGUGAGAUAAAUGUCAAUGAAUGCUACAGCAACCCUUGCCGUAAUGGUGCCAAGUGUGUGGAUGGUAUCAACAGAUACUCGUGUGAGUGCCUGGCAGGGUUCACUGGCCUCCACUGUGAGACCAAUAUCAAUGAGUGUGCCAGCAACCCUUGUGCCAACGGUGGACUAUGUGUGGAUCUGGUCAAUGGAUUCCGAUGCGAGUGCCCUCGUGGCUACUACGAUGCUAGAUGUCUCAGUGAUGUUGAUGAGUGUGCCAGUGAUCCUUGCCUCAAUGGAGCCACCUGCGAGGACGGUCUUAAUCAGUUCAUCUGCCACUGCAAACCUGGUUAUGGAGGCAAGCGAUGUGAGUUUGACAUAGACGAGUGUGGAAGCAAUCCAUGCCAGCACGGAGGUCAGUGUAUUGACCGGCUAAACGGCUACAUGUGUCAGUGUCUGCCUGGCUACAUGGGUACCAACUGUGAAACCAAUAUCGAUGACUGUGCUACCAACCCUUGCCGUAAUGGAGGAGCCUGUAUCGACCUGGUAAAUGCCUAUAAAUGUGUCUGCGACCUGCCGUAUACAGGACACAACUGCCAGGAGAAACUCGAUCCAUGCUCACCCAACAGUUGCCAACACAAUGCUCGCUGCUCUCCUUCUACGAACUUCCUGGAUUUCUCCUGUGCCUGCAGUAUUGGCUACACUGGCCGUCUGUGUCAUGAGGAUGUGGACGAGUGUGUGGUUUCCUCUCCUUGUCGCAAUGGAGCCACCUGCCAGAACACUAAUGGCUCCUACCAGUGUAUAUGUGCCAGGGGAUAUGAGGGCCGUGAUUGUCUCAUUAACACCGAUGAUUGUGCUUCAUUCCCCUGCCAAAAUGGAGGCACAUGCUUGGAUGCAGUCGGAGACUACAGCUGUCUGUGUGUGGAUGGUUUCGAAGGCAAACACUGUGAGAUAGAUAUAGAUGAGUGCCAGUCCGGUCCGUGCCGCAACGGUGCCAGUUGUACUCAGUAUGUGGACUCCUAUACCUGCACCUGUCCUCUUGGCUUCUCCGGCAUUAAUUGUCAGACAAACGACGAGGACUGCACAGAGUCGAGUUGCAUGAAUGGUGGUUCGUGUGUCGAUGGCAUCAACAACUAUACUUGCAUCUGUCAACCAGGGUACACGGGAAGUAACUGUCAGUCACGUAUCAAUGAAUGUGACUCGGCACCAUGUGCCAACGGUGCCACUUGUAUGGACCAUCUCAAAUACUACAGCUGCCACUGUCCAUACGGGUACACAGGCAAGCACUGUGAGGCAUACGUGGAUUGGUGUGCCACAGAUCCGUGCAUGAACGGGGCUCAGUGUCGCCAGAAGGACAACUUGUAUCAGUGCUUGUGUGCGGCUGGCUGGACUGGCAAGGUGUGUGAUGUGGAAAUGGUUUCUUGCAGUGAUGCUGCCAUCAGGAAAGGUCUGUCCCGGGAGGCCCUGUGCAACAAUGGGACUUGUGAAGACAUCGGGAACAGUCACCGUUGCCACUGUGCCGACGGCUACACGGGCAGCUACUGUAGUGUGGAGAUUAACGAAUGUGACUCACUACCUUGUCAGCACGGAGCCACCUGCAUAGACCUGGUCGGUUCCUACAUAUGCCACUGUGACAAGGGCUUCCAGGGCCAGAACUGCGAACUCAAUGUGGAUGACUGCAAGCCCAACCCUUGCCAGAAUGGUGGUACUUGCCACGACCUGGUCAGCAACUUCAGCUGCUCCUGUCCUCCCGGAACCCUGGGUAUAAUCUGUGAGAUCAACAUGGACGACUGUGUGCCGGGAGCCUGCCAUAACAAUGGCACGUGUAUAGACAGAGUGGGCGGCUUUGAAUGUCUAUGUCCGGCCGGCUUCGUGGGUCCCCGCUGUGAGGGUGAUAUCAACGAGUGUCUGUCCAACCCCUGCGCUGGCCCUGGGACGCAAGACUGUGUGCAGCUCAUCAACAACUACCAUUGCAACUGUAGACCGGGUUACAUGGGGCGUCACUGUGAAGUGAAGGUGGACUUCUGCGAGAGUAGCCCAUGCCAGAACGGAGGGGUGUGCAACCCACUGGAGGCUGGCCACUCGUGUGCCUGUCCUGAAGGCUACUCUGGGCGCAACUGCGAGUUCUUCGGCUACGACUGUGACUCUGAUCCUUGCCAGAACGGCGGCUCCUGCCAGCCUGUCGAUGGAGGCGGUUAUUUCUGCGAGUGUCCUCCAGGCACGGCUGGCACACACUGUGAGUUAGAUGCACUGAACGAAUGUGCCAGUAAGCCCUGCAAGCAUGGAGCUGCGUGUCAGGACAGAGUGGGAGACUAUGCGUGCUACUGUCCCCCUAAGUGGGCCGGCAAGAACUGUGACAACUACGACCCCAACUUCCGAGGUGGAAUUGGUCGUGCCAAUGUACAGACUCCUCCAUUGAUAUCGAUGAUGGAAAAAGAGAUGGAGAGGGAACUAGAAAAGUGCAAGCUGAACAACUGUAGGGCCAAGUCCGGUAACCGUCGCUGCGACGAAGAGUGCAACACAUUCUACUGUCAGUUUGACGGCAACGACUGCUCACUAGGCCUGCUCCCUUGGAGCAACUGCACCGCUCCCAUCAACUGUUGGGAGGUCUUCAUGAACAAACGCUGUGACGAAGUUUGCAACAAUCCUCAGUGUCUCUUUGAUGGACAUGACUGUGAGAAGACCCUUCAGCCUUGCAACCCCAUCUAUGACGCCUACUGCCAGAAGCACUAUGCGAACGGUCACUGUGACUACGGGUGUAACAAUGCUGAGUGUAACUGGGACGGACUAGACUGUGAGCCAGGACACGCGGAGCUGGCUGAGGGCAUCCUUGCCACUGUCCUGCUCAUGGACAUGCAAUCCUUUCUCAACAAGAAAGUUACCUUCCUCAGAGAGAUUGGCCAGCAACUGAGGUCAACAGUGAGGAUCCAGUUGGAUGAGUCAGGCCGGGAAAGGGUCUACCCAUGGAAAAUGUCCAACAAGGACCUCGGCUCCUCAGGUGUUAUUGUAUACCUAGAGAUCGACAACAGGAGGUGUACCAAUAGCAUGGGAAAAUCAGAGUGCUUCCCCACUGCAUCAGAGGCGGCAGAUUUCCUGGCAGCAACAGCAGCCACACACUCACUGUCCACAUCGUUCCCUAUCUAUCAAGUACAUGGGGUGCUGGAUGGUUCAGACGUGGAGAUAGACUCCCCUAGUCGCAGCAAGUACAUCCUGACUGGAGUGAUCCUGACAGUGCUAGUCAGCCUGCUGUUGGGAGUGCUAGUGCAAGCACAGAAGAAGCGGGCCCACGGUAUCACCUGGUUCCCCGAGGGAUUUCUCAGAAACAACAGUGGGCAGAGACGCAGGUCAAGGCGCAGAGGUCCGGAUGGCCAGGAGAUGCGGAACCUCAACAAGCAGCAGUUGGCGUGUGUCGAGGUGUCGGGUAUGGGAGCUCACUGGAGCGAUGAUGAGAGCGAACUGCCGCCCAGCAAGCGGCCCAGAGACAACGGCUACUCCAGUGACCACACGGCUAUUACUGAUUAUGAGGAGAUGUGGGGGCAGACGCCACGAGCCCCACAUGCCAUACUCACACCUCCCAGCAUGGAGAAUGUGGACGUGCGGUUACCGUGUGGUAUGACACCGCUGAUGGUGGCUGCAGUGAAGGGAGGAGGACUGGACAACGGAGAGGAUGAGGAAGAAGAUAGCACUGCCGCAGUUAUCGCAGACCUUGUAGCUCAAGGUGCUGAGCUCAAUGCCACCAUGGACAAGACUGGCGAGACUUCUCUCCAUCUUGCUGCAAGGUAUGCACGGGCUGAUGCAGCCAAGAGAUUACUAGACGCAGGAGCUGAGGCCAAUUCCCAGGACAACACUGGCAGGACUCCCCUACAUGCAGCUGUGGCUGCUGAUGCAAUGGGCGUCUUCCAGAUCUUAUUGCGGAACCGAGCUACAAACCUAAAUGCAAGAAUGCAUGAUGGCACUACGCCUCUGAUCUUGGCCGCCCGACUGGCUAUAGAGGGUAUGGUAGAAGACUUGAUCAAUGCGGAUGCGGACAUCAAUGCAGCCGACAACUCGGGCAAGACUGCACUACAUUGGGCAGCGGCUGUCAACAAUGUGGAUGCUGUCAACGUGCUACUGGCUCAUGGAGCCAACAGGGAUGCUCAGGACGAUAAGGAUGAAACACCACUCUUCUUAGCAGCGAGGGAAGGUGGUUUUGAAGCUUGCAAGGCCCUAUUGGACAACUUUGCCAAUAGAGAAAUCACAGACCACAUGGACCGACUGCCAAGAGAUGUGGCAGGGGAGCGUCUGCAUCACGACAUAGUCAGACUGCUAGACGAGCAUGUACCUCGCUCCCCACAGAUGGUGUCUGUCAUCUCUAAUGGUCCUCUUAUCGGCUCUCCAAAUCACCAUCACCUAAUAAGCCAUCCCACUGUUAUCGGUGGUGGUGGUAAGCCUGGCAGUAAAGCGAAGAAGAGACCCAAAUCAGGAAGUGGCAGCCCCAACAGUCCUGAAGUCGACAUGACAGGACAAGUUAUCCGUAGAAAGCCAAGCAUAAAGAAGAGCAAGAAACCGUCUACUCUGGAGGACGGAGCUAUGAGUUUAGAGGCUACUGCAUCACUAUACAGCAAUGCAGGUCUGCCACAGCCUCCCGCAUACGAGGAUUGUAUCAAGAAUGCAGUAUCAAUGCAGAGCCUGCACAAUCUGGGUCUGGACACUGCCUACUCGUACCAGGCACUGUCAGGGUUCCAGGAUUCACCUCCUCACAGUGUGUCCUCACCCUCACCGGUCAAGAGUCGACCAUCGAUGCCUCUGUCUCCCACGCACAUGGCGGCGAUGCGAGCUGCUACACAGAAACAUGCUGCAGCCAUGCAGUUCGACUUCCCCUCGGACCUGUCGUACAUGGGCUACCCUCCUCCGGCACAGCAGCAAUACUAUCACUACCUCACGCCGCCAUCAGAGAGCUUACAGACUCCGGAGAGCUUCCCCACCCCCUCCCCCGAGUCCUCCUCCCCUUGCUAUUGGUCUUCCUCUUCCCCACAUUCCAAUUCGGACUGGUCUGAGGGCAUCUCUAGUCCAAACAACAACAAACAACCAGAUCCUAUUUACAUUUAACAAUGACCUUUGUACAAAGUUGUCUUAUUUUAGAAAUGUGUAUUUAUUUGUAAUUUUUUAGUGACUUUUUUAAUCAAGAUGGAACUAUGUGCUGGUUUUACAUGAAGGUGAUUUUGAUUUUAUGUGUGCGCAAAUUUUGGUGCAUUUUUAUACAGUGCCUUUUCUUUUAGUGAAUUUUUGUUCACAAUUUUAUGCAAUUAUUUAUUUUUAAAGUGAACUAUUUUAGUUUACUAUUAAGAUUUUUAUGUGAACAUUAUCUGUGAAUAUAUGUCCAAAAUAGUUUUUCAGCUGUUGAGUAAAUCUAAUUGUGGUACUUUGUAGAUGGUGGAAAUGUUGUUAAUCUAUUGUGAUUGAUUAAACAGAAGUACUGACAAUUGUAGUAACAUUUAGAGUAAUAAUUACACUGUAGUCACUGACUACUUCCAGGCCAGACGCAAUUGUGAUAUUCACAGUUGACUAACCAUUGAUGUAACUCGCCUUCUGUGAGCUUCUAUUGAGGCAUUGUGAAUAGUUGUAGCGUUAACACAAGGUCUGAUCUCUUGUUUCGUAUUUAUAAUUUAUACACCGUACAUAAUUAUUUUGUAUAUCUAGUUCUAAUAAUGGGUAUUUUUAUGUAUGGUUUCAAAAACAGUAAUUUGCUCAAAUUGAGGACUUUGCUCUCUUGUGUGCCUUUUGAACAAAAUUGUUGCUGUGGUGUUGAAGUGCCAGGCUUUAACAAUAGUGUCUUUCCUGUAUGUAUAUAAGUAAGUUAGGAUGUACAGAGUACAGUAUAACAUUCUGUUAAAUUAAUUUGUUACUUGAUGAAUUUAAGCUGUAUAAUUCAUCUGGCCAUUGUGUCCCUACAAUGAAGCGUGAUGUCGUGCUGAUGAUGAAAACAUUAAAAUACUACAUAUUAUAUUUAUUUACUUGUUGAAAUAAUAUACAAAUAAGUAUUCACACACAGGAUAAAAUAGCACAAAUCAGUUGUAUUGCUUUUCCCUUGAAAACCUUUAAAACAGUCGUAGGACCCAGCAUACGUGUACACCAAUAAAAUAUUCUUUUAAUAUUCAGUAGUAUCAUUAAAGUAUUAAACAGCCAUUAGGUGAUUCUGCAGUAAUUGAAUAUUUCUUCAAGAUGUCUCGUUUUUAACUCUUCAGCCUGGUUUUGAAGAUAUAGGAGUUUCUGCAGCUUUUUUCUGCUAGGUUAACAUUUUUUCUUUAAAUAUAUCCAAUCAUUUUACACAAACAGGUAUUGCUUGAUAUCCUGUUAAAUCAUAUUACCAAUCAUAGUUAUCAGUAGAAAGUUAUAAUUAUAAAUUUAAUUGAUAUGGAUUCUAAACAUGAUAAAUGGACUGAGUUAAAAAAAAUCCCAAAAAGUAAAUACAACAAUAGGUAGGAACCAAAUACUAUAGUCAUGAAGUUACAAUAAUCAAUUCAAACUAGUAUUUUAGAGAUGUAUACAUUAAAAAUCAAAAGGAGCUAUUUUAAUAAGGAAGUCAAUACUUAAAAAUCACACAGUAUAAAGUUAUGUAAAACUGAAACAAAAUUUAUUAAUAGAAAAUUGUUCUUGUCAAAUUGGUGUAUAAUAUAAAACAAAACAUGCCUUGUUUUAAAUGAAUAGAGCAAGGUUAUAUACAACUAACUAAAAAGUUAGCAUUUUAUAUUUGGUCAUACACAAAAAUGGAAAUCUUAUUUUUUUUUCUUAAAACUGGAAUAAUAGAUUACUGAUUUAAUGCAAUUUAUCUCAUUAUUAUAGAUUAAAUUUAAACAAUUUAAUGCCUGAAAAAUACAAAAGAAGAAAUGGUGGACACAUGGCCGGCUGUAUUUACAGUUUCUGUAUAAAUAGGUAUUGAUUAUGUAGAAUACCUAAUUGUAAAGAUAUUGAAAUAGCUCAUGUUGUUAUAUUGUUCGGUGAUACAACUCUUGUAGAAUUUUGCUAUUUUAUAUACAUUUUGUAAAAUAAAGUCCUUAUAUGGGUAAUCACAAAUAAGUUAAAUGUAGUGAAUAUUGGUAGAUGCAGUUUAUUAUAAUAUUGUAAAUAAAAUUACUUUUGUAAAUAACCUUUGGAAUCUCAAGUGAAUGCAAUCUAGAAAGCCAUGACACACUGCAUUGACUCAGUUCUCUUUAAAAGUCAUUUUGAUAAAGCAGAAAUAUAUAUUUUACUGUGUUAUAAGUUUAGGUUAUCGCCUAUUUUUAUGAAAAUUUUAUGAUUUUAAUAUACUUUGACAUAAAAUUUUUAUGUAUACUAGUUAUAAAAAGUUUGUCAAUUAAGGCUUUGCCUGACGUUCCUAAGUAAUAUAAAUUGUAUGGCAAAGUUUUUUGUAAAGGGUUUUACUUACUAGUUACGGUAAAAGCUACACAAUGUUUUGAUAAAAAUUUAAAUGAUCUGAUGUGUAUUUAAUUUUUGUUAAAAUCUUUUUCAAAAUUUGAAUUAUAUUGCAAUAUUACGAAAUAUAUGUAUACAUUGUUAAGUAUAUUAA
Messenger RNA from Homalodisca vitripennis (glassy-winged sharpshooter), 9657 nucleotides. It is a transcript of the gene N, whose product is annotated as neurogenic locus Notch protein. Gene Ontology annotation, biological process: Notch signaling pathway; multicellular organism development; cell differentiation. The transcript is spliced from 28 exons. Bases 192 to 7199 code for a protein of 2335 amino acids. Gene Ontology annotation, cellular component: membrane. Gene Ontology annotation, molecular function: calcium ion binding; Notch binding. Lineage: Eukaryota; Metazoa; Arthropoda; Insecta; Hemiptera; Cicadellidae. The record is from RefSeq and is a predicted model, not a curated record.